Thyridium curvatum is the source of this 981-nucleotide messenger RNA. RefSeq lists its product as uncharacterized. Lineage: Eukaryota; Fungi; Ascomycota; Sordariomycetes; Thyridiales; Thyridiaceae. The transcript has 2 exons. Gene Ontology annotation, biological process: protein phosphorylation. The record is from RefSeq and is a predicted model, not a curated record. The coding region runs from base 1 to 981 and encodes 326 amino acids. Gene Ontology annotation, molecular function: protein kinase activity; ATP binding.
AUGGACGAUAAGAGAGAGCCCAGCUGCCCAAGAUACGAACUCGAAUCAUACGUGACCAGCAUUCACGAUGACAACGCCAAGUUCACGCUAGAGGUUCUUCGGUCGGGCGAGGAGGUAAUUGGCGACAUCUACGACACCGACGUCUUUGAGUGGGUUCUCCAGCCAUUUGAACGGCUGUUCGCCGAACUCGCGCCAAGCCCUGCGCUGCCAGAUAACCAUGCAGGCAUCAAAGUCACUCUGCAAGAGUAUCUCUUCCCCAAGUUCUUCAUCUUCGUACUGGACGUUGUGAAAGAAAAGUUGCAACCACGCCAGAUCGAAAUGGAGAAAUCGCCCUACUCUCCGUCCAAUGUCUGGCUUGAUGAUGAGUUCCUUGACGACCUGAAGAAGUGGACAAGCCUAUACAACCCGGCUGGGAUUGUGUUAAGCUUUGAGAACCCCGAAGACGCCCUCUACAAGCCUCCGCGAAAGGUGCUCAUUGAUGGUGGGCAGACGGCAUGUUUCUUCAAGCAAUGUUACUCCACCGUUCAGACCACAAACGAGCUCCAGGCGUAUAAGAAAAUUGCCGCAGCCAACAUAGACCCGCAGUUUCACAUAUGCCGCCUCUUUGGUGCCGUGAUGGACGACGACGGUUUCAUCGUGGGCCUGUUACUCACUUAUAUCGACCAUGGCGGCCGUACUCUGUCUACAAAUGUCGAUCCCGACUACCCCCCAGCUUCUACGAGAAACCGAUGGAUAGGCCAGCUCGAUGCCGCACUCGCAGAGCUACACAAGGCCGGAAUCGUCUGGGGAGACGUCAAGGCGGAGAAUGUGCUGGUUGACCGAGAGGACAACGUGUGGAUUAUUGAUUUCGGAGGUGGCUACACCCAGGGCUGGGUCGACAAACAACUGGCGGGGACUGUGGACGGGGAUCUGGCAGGCAUGGCCAAGCUUAGAGAGUUUAUCUUCCAAGAUGGAGCGCAAGACCGCUGGUGGGCGCGUUAG